AUGGCUCAAGUCGCCGCACAACACCAACCCCACAGCUCACGCGCUUCGCCCGCCUCUGUCCACGAACACCGCGACGAUGCUCCAUUGCCUGCCGCCCCACCUCCGCCGCCCAACAACGGUCCUGUCGGAAAGAAGUCCAAAGCAAAGAAAGGUGCCGCCGAUACGAAUGACGCACACAAACAGCUCCAGGCAAAGAUUGCCCAGCUAGAACAAGAUGCCACCGGAAGGGCUGAAGAAGAUGCGGAAAUUGACCGGGAAGUAAAGAAGGCCAACCGCGAUCUCCAAAAUCUCCUUCAGUCCAUGGAUGGUCCGAUAAGCAAGAUGGAAACCGUGCAACGAAAGUAUUCGGAACUUCUAGCAGAGAUGAAACGGACCGAACGAGAGCAUAUCAAAGCGAAGAAGCGAGGCGAUCAAUUGCAGAAAGACAAAGACACGCAAAGGUCGGAGCUUACGAAAGCCAAUUCGAUGAAGGAGAAGCUGGAGAAGCUCAGUCGUGAACUGACCAAGGAAAACAAGAAACUCAAGGAGGAUCUCCGCGAGAUGAAGGAAAGCGCGGCAGACAAGAACGAAGAGCUGCACCGCCGUCUCGAACGGAUGGUAGGCGAUGUUGAGCAAGUCAUAACCGACCGCAAGCUUCCAGAUCGACCAACCGGCGAGCUCGAAGAAGACAAGCUCUUCCGAGAAAAGUUCAAAUCCUUCGUCGAACAAUACGAAAUGCGCGAAAUCCAGUUCCACUCGCUUCUCCGAUCAAAGGAUCUCGAAAUCCAGUACCAUCUCGCCCGACAAGAGCAGCUACGCAAACAACAGGAUGCAGAAUUGAGCAAGUCGCAUCAGUUGACCCGUCAGGUAUCUACCUUUUCCCAAACAGAGAAUGAACUGCGCAGUCAGCUGAAUAUUUAUGUGGAGAAGUUUAAGCAGGUCGAAGACACCCUCAACAACAGCAACGACCUGUUCCUGACGUUCCGUAAAGAGAUGGAAGAAAUGAGCAAGAAGUCCAAGCGACUGGAAAAGGAGAACAUGCAGUUGACGCGCAAGCAAGAGGCCACCAACAAGAACAUCUUCCAGAUGGCCGAGGAACGCUCGCAAUCACAGUCAACCAUCGAUCGUCUACAUAAGGAGAACGAGAAGCUUAAGAAGCUGUGUCGCGCCAUGCAGACUAAUGGUUACGGACGCGCCGACAUGGUCAACGCCGCCCCUGGAGCACCGAAUCCAGCACACCACCCCGACGAGGAAGACGAAGAAGACGACCUUGCCGAGACAGAUUCCGAAUACGAUGAGUAUGACGAGGAUGAGGAGGGCAGCGUCGAGGCUGAAUACGACGACGACACCGAGGACGAAGCCGUGGAUCAACGACCUCGCACAUACGGCCCGGUGCCGCCACCCCCUCCACCACCGCCAACAGGCGACCUAGCCAAUGGUGGGAAUGGCAAGGCCCGACAGCACCAACAGCCAGUGAAUGGUGUGAAGCAUUAA
Molecule: messenger RNA, 1473 nt
Organism: Aureobasidium pullulans EXF-150
Lineage: Eukaryota; Fungi; Ascomycota; Dothideomycetes; Dothideales; Saccotheciaceae
Exons: 5
Coding region: 1-1473 (490 amino acids)
Molecular function (GO): syntaxin binding
Source: RefSeq, a predicted model, not a curated record